This is a messenger RNA of Diachasmimorpha longicaudata, 9245 nucleotides long. RefSeq names its product acetyl-CoA carboxylase (gene ACC). The record is from RefSeq and is a predicted model, not a curated record. Gene Ontology annotation, molecular function: metal ion binding; acetyl-CoA carboxylase activity; ATP binding. Gene Ontology annotation, cellular component: mitochondrion. The coding region runs from base 181 to 7338 and encodes 2385 amino acids. Lineage: Eukaryota; Metazoa; Arthropoda; Insecta; Hymenoptera; Braconidae. The transcript has 7 exons. Gene Ontology annotation, biological process: fatty acid biosynthetic process.
GUGCUUAAUUUUUUUUUCCUCUACAAAUUGAAAUAAUUAAAUGCCAGAACGGCUCGUUAACUAACACUUCAUCUGAUAGCGGUGCACUAUGGAUGGGAAUCAUAAAUUGAAGAAUCAUGAAAAAUAAUCCUGGAGAGGCUGGUGCUAUUGGGUGAAAAAUAUUCGAUCGUUGCAUGGAGCAUGCUACAACGACUCUGCGAAUUAAUCGGUUCAUUCGUGUACUGCUUGAUAAUCGUCGCUGGUUUUUGGGCAUUUCGAGAGAUCGGUAGAAUUUCCUAUCUCAUUCAUCAUUGGAUACGUGAAAAUACCAGUCGCAUGGUUUUAGUCUUGAAGAACUUUAUUUUCCGUUAUCUUUGGGGUACACCUAUAUGUAAGGAUAUAAAAACAACCGAGAGUGGCCUUGAGAGAAUUCAGCAAAGUGAUCAGGUGAACACAAUGGCUGAAGCACCAGUGAGUUUUGUCGUUGGAGAGCCUGAUCCUUCAGAGUGCGAGGAGUUAGAGACUGCGGACAGUUUUCCUAGUGUUAAGAAUGAUGGAACCCCACAGCAACCGAUUUUGCCGGGUCUGGUUGAGCGUCGUAAACGGCUCAGGCCCAGUAUGUCCCAGGGUACGGUGAUGAUCCAGACCCAGAGCUCAGGACAAGAAAAGGACUUCACUGUUGCAACGCCCGAAGAAUUUGUUCAUCGAUUCAGUGGGACCAAAGUCAUAAAUAAGGUGUUAAUCGCCAACAACGGCAUAGCUGCGGUGAAAUGCAUGCGUUCCGUUCGAAGAUGGUCGUACGAAAUGUUCAAGAACGAGAGAGCAGUACGUUUCGUGGUAAUGGUUACACCCGAGGACUUGAAAGCUAACGCCGAGUACAUAAAAAUGGCCGAUCAGUAUGUACCGGUGCCAGGUGGUUCCAACAACAAUAACUACGCCAAUGUAGAGCUGAUAGUGGACAUAGCCCUGAGAACCCAGGUGCAAGCUGUCUGGGCGGGUUGGGGUCAUGCCUCAGAGAACCCUAAACUGCCCGAGCUCCUCCACAAGAACAACAUAUCCUUCAUCGGGCCCUCGGAGAGGGCUAUGUGGGCCCUUGGUGAUAAGAUAGCAUCGAGCAUAGUCGCCCAGACAGCCGAUGUACCGACCCUACCCUGGUCUGGUUCAGAACUGAAGGCCCAGUACAGUGGAAAGAAGAUAAAGAUAUCAUCCGAACUCUUCCGAAAGGGUUGUGUUUCCACCGUUGAGGAGUGUCUGGCAGCGGUCAAGAAGAUUGGCUUUCCCGUGAUGGUGAAGGCGAGUGAAGGUGGAGGUGGCAAGGGAAUUCGUAAAGUGGAGAACGCCGAGGAACUUCCAGCACUGUUUCGUCAAGUUCAAGCAGAAGUUCCUGGAUCACCGAUAUUCAUCAUGAAAUUGGCGAAAUGUGCACGCCACUUGGAGGUGCAACUCUUGGCUGAUACCUACGGUAACGCUAUCUCCCUGUUUGGUCGCGACUGCUCGAUUCAGCGAAGACACCAGAAAAUCAUCGAGGAAGCUCCCGCCGUUAUAGCAAAGCCAGAGAUCUUCGAGGAGAUGGAAAAGGCAGCUGUCAGGCUCGCCAAGAUGGUGGGCUACGUCAGUGCGGGAACAGUAGAGUAUCUCUACGACACGUCUGGACGGUAUUACUUCCUGGAGCUAAAUCCUAGACUGCAGGUGGAGCAUCCCUGCACGGAAAUGGUGUCAGAUGUAAAUUUGCCAGCUGCUCAAUUACAAAUUGCCAUGGGUUUGCCACUCCAUCAUAUCAAGGAUAUUCGUCUGCUAUAUGGUGAGAGCCCCUGGGGGGACAGCACCAUCGACUUCGACCAGCCCAGACAUAAAUCCCAACCCUGGGGACAUGUCAUAGCUGCUAGGAUAACGAGUGAGAAUCCAGAUGAGGGUUUUAAACCGUCGUCGGGGACAGUUCAAGAACUGAAUUUCCGAUCGUCAACGAAUGUCUGGGGGUAUUUUUCGGUGGGAGCUUCGGGUGGCCUCCAUGAGUUUGCUGAUUCACAGUUUGGUCACUGCUUCUCCUGGGGAGAAGAUCGUAAUAUGGCGAGGGAGAAUCUGGUUAUUGCACUGAAAGAGCUCUCCAUCAGGGGUGAUUUUAGAACGACUGUUGAGUAUCUCAUCACUCUUUUGGAGACCGAAUCCUUCCAGAUCAACAGCAUUGAUACCGCUUGGCUGGACGCACUUAUCGCUGAACGUGUGCGAAGUGAUAAGCCAGAUGUACUGCUUGCAGUCACCUGUGGUGCCCUUCACAUUGCUGAUCGCACCAUCACAGCGGCAUUCACUGGCUUCCAAACGGCCCUCGAUCGAGGUCAUAUACAAGCCAGCAAUGAUCUCAACAACGUCUGCGAUGUGGAGUUGAUAAACGAUGGAUGGAAAUAUAAAAUUCAAACAGCCAAGUGCGGGCCUAAUAGCUAUUUUCUGGUGAUGAAUGGAUCGUACAAAGAGGUGGAACUUCAUCGGCUGUCCGAUGGUGGGCUUUUGCUCUCCCUCGAUGGAUCCAGCUUCACAACUUACAUGAGAGAGGAGGUCGAUCGUUAUCGAAUUAUCAUCGGCAAUCAGACAUGUAUCUUCGAGAAGGAUAAUGAUCCCUCUCUUCUUCGAUCACCAUCAGCUGGAAAACUCAUAAAUUUCCUUGUGGAGGAUGGUGGCCAUGUUGAGGCAGGACAGUCUUAUGCUGAAAUCGAAGUCAUGAAGAUGGUGAUGACUGUGACAGCCAGUGAAUCAGGUUCGAUAUUCUACGUUAAACGUCCUGGCGCUGUUCUCGAAGCUGGAACUCUUAUUGCACAUCUGGAGCUGGACGAUCCAUCACUCGUGACUAAAGCACAGGAGUACACUGGACAAUUUCCUCCACCGACAGUACCAGCAGUUCCUGAGAAGCUCAAUCUUCUGCACGCCAAGUACAGAGCUGCACUGGAAAAUACUCUUGGUGGCUAUUGUCUGCCGGAUCCCUACCAUCUUCCUCGACUCCGUGAACUCAUCGAGAAAUUCAUGAAUUCCCUGCGAGAUCCGAGUCUGCCUCUCCUCGAGCUGCAAGAGGUUAUCUCCACGAUAUCAGGACGAAUACCAAUUUCAGUUGAGAAGAAAAUUAGAAAGAUGAUGACACUCUACGAGAGAAACAUAACCUCUGUUCUUGCUCAGUUCCCCUCCCAGCAGAUCGCAGCUGUCAUAGACGUACAUGCAGCGACAUUAUCGAAGAGAGCUGAACGAGAUGUCUUUUUCCUGACGACUCAGGCAAUUGUACAACUGGUUCAGAGGUACAGAAAUGGUAUCAGGGGGCGAAUGAAGACAGCUGUUCACGAAUUGUUAAGGCAAUACUACAAUGUUGAGAGCCAGUUUCAACAGGGACACUAUGACAAAUGUGUGUCUGCUCUCAUUCAGAAGCACAAGGACGACUUGCCUAUGGUUACCAAUACAAUAUUCAGCCACAAUCACGUGACAAAGAAGAAUGCUUUGGUGACGAUGCUGAUUGAUCAUCUGUGGGCGAAUGAGCCUGGUUUGACUGACGAGCUUGCCACUACUUUGACAGAACUGACGAGUCUCAAUCGUUCUGAACAUAGCAGAGUGGCACUUCGUGCACGUCAAGUCCUCAUUGCUGCUCAUCAACCAGCUUACGAGCUUCGUCACAACCAGAUGGAGUCAAUAUUCCUGUCAGCCGUUGACAUGUACGGGCAUGACUUUCAUCCGGAGAAUCUCCAGAAACUUAUUCUGUCAGAAACGUCAAUUUUCGAUAUCCUUCAUGACUUCUUCUAUCACACGAAUCGUGCUGUUUGCAAUGCAGCAUUGGAGGUCUACGUUAGAAGGGCCUACAUAAGCUAUGAACUGACGUGCCUCCAACAUCUGGAACUCUCUGGGGAGAUACCCCUCGUUUACUUCCAGUUUUUCCUGCCCAAUAAUCACCCCAAUCGUCAGACUCAGUCUCUCGUUAAUUACAGAACUGGUGCAAUGGCAGCUUUCCAUAGUCUUGAAGAGUUCAGUCAGUACUCAGACGAAGUGCUGGAUCUUCUUGAGGACCUGUCGUCUCCGUCGUCAGUCUCUGCAAAAGUCCUGGAGGCUGUUGAUGCAGCGGGAAGUGAAUCUCGUCACAGUACGUCAAUUAAUGUCUCUCUGAGUCAUGCUGAACAGGGACCUGUGGAUCCAACCAUAGGAGAGAAGCCAGUGGAGCCUGUUCACAUACUCAGCAUUGCUGUUCAGGAUAAUGGCAACCAGCAGGACGACGCCACCAUGUCGAGGCACUUUGGCGACUGGUGUCAGGCGAACAAAGACGAACUUAUGUCGCGAGGAAUACGAAGGGUGACGUUUGCUGCCCUUCAGAGGCGACAGUUUCCUAAAUUCUUUACUUACCGUCACCGUGAUGGCUUCGUAGAGGACAAGAUCUACAGACAUCUGGAGCCUGGCACUGCUUUCCAGCUGGAACUAACGAGAAUGAGGACUUAUGAUCUCGAAGCUUUGCCAACUUCCAAUCAGAAAAUGCAUCUGUAUCUGGGACAAGCGAAAGUGGCUAAAGGACAACAAGUCACUGAUUACAGAUUCUUUAUUCGUUCGAUCGUUCGACAUUCAGAUCUGAUAACAAAGGAGGCUAGCUUCGAUUAUCUACAUAAUGAAGGAGAGCGAGUGUUGUUGGAGGCCAUGGACGAACUAGAGGUCGCGUUCUCUCAUCCACUGGCCAAACGAACAGAUUGCAAUCAUAUUUUCCUAAACUUUGUGCCAACUGUCAUCAUGGAUCCAGCGAGAAUUGAAGAGAGCGUGACGAGCAUGGUUUUGAGGUAUGGGCCACGGCUGUGGAAGCUCAGAGUUCGACAGGCGGAGAUCAAGAUGACUAUCAGACCAGCACCUGGUAAACCAACGUACAAUGUUCGUCUUUGCAUAUCUAAUGAUAGUGGCUACAGUAUUGAUUUGCAUUUGUACGCUGAGACGACAGAUCCCAAGACUGGUGUUAUCAGAUUCGAGUCGUAUGGUUCAAACAACGUGGAGACCUGGCGUCCAGGCCCCAUGCACGGCCUUCCCAUAUCGACCCCCUAUGUAACCAAGGACUACCUACAAGCCAAGAGAUUCCAGGCCCAGAGUGCGGGUACCACAUACGUCUACGAUCUUCCCGACAUGUUCAGACAGCAGAUCGAAAAAUCCUGGACAAAAUUCUUAGAUGAGAGAUCGUCUGAGGGACAGAACCACCAACUGCCAGCGAUGCCAAACCCAGUGAUUGAUUACGUCGAGCUGGUUCUAGACGGUGAUGUUUUGAUGGAGCAGAAACGUUUGCCCGGUGAAAACGACGUUGGAAUGGUCGCCUGGAAGAUGACCCUCUACACCCCAGAAUACCCAGCUGGACGCGAGAUAAUUCUCAUAGCCAAUGACCUGACAUAUCUUAUUGGCUCAUUCGGCCCCAAGGAGGACCUAGUGUUCUACCUGGCCUCGCAGAGGGCGAGAGAGCUGGCAAUUCCUCGAGUGUACUUCUCAGCAAAUUCAGGAGCUAGAAUUGGUCUUGCUGAGGAGGUCAAGGGUCUGUUCAAGAUCGCCUGGGAGGACGACACCUCCCCCGACAAGGGUUUCAAGUACAUUUACCUGACCCCCGACGAUUACGCUCGUUUAGCCUCUGUCAAUUCUGUGAAAGCAUCACUAAUAGAGGACGAGGGUGAGUCCAGGUACCAGAUAACUGAUAUCAUUGGUAUCGAAGAUGGCUUCGGAGUGGAGAAUCUCAAAUACGCGGGGAUGAUCGCUGGAGAGACGUCCAAGGCUUAUGACGAAAUUGUGACGAUAUCUGUUGCCACAUGCAGAGCCAUUGGUAUUGGCUCAUAUCUUCUUCGUCUGGGCCAGAGGGUCAUUCAGAUCGAAAAUUCAGACAUCAUUCUCACUGGCUACAGAGCAUUGAAUGCAGUUCUGGGGAGGGAAGUGUAUGCCAGUAAUAAUCAGCUCGGUGGUAUCUCCAUAAUGCAUCAUAAUGGAGUAUCUCAUGCAACAGCACCCAGGGAUCUUGAUGGUGUUGAUACUGUCCUCAGGUGGAUCAGCAUGGUUCCCAAGGUCAAGGGAGCGCCACUGCCCAUUAUCAUACCGACAGAUCCCAUUGACAGGGAGAUAGUCUAUGUCCCCACCAAGAACCCCUACGAUCCCCGAGUGAUGCUUGAGGGAAGGAUGUCAGUUGACACCAAUACCUGGGAGUCUGGAUUCUUCGAUCGUGGCAGUUGGGAGGAAAUCAUGAGACCCUGGGCGCAGACUGUGGUCACUGGACGCGCUAGACUUGGAGGGAUACCUUGUGGUGUUGUUGCUGUGGAGACUAGGACUGUCGACUUUCAACUACCUGCUGAUCCUGCCAAUCUUGAUUCAGAGGCCAAGACUGUAUCACAGGCUGGACAAGUCUGGUUCCCAGACAGCGCGUAUAAGACUGCACAGGCUAUCAAAGACUUCUCGAAAGAGGAAUUGCCACUGUUUAUAUUUGCUAACUGGAGAGGCUUCUCGGGAGGGAUGAAGGACAUGUAUGAACAGGUCAUAAAGUUUGGGGCGUACAUUGUGGACGGAUUGAGGGAAUACACGAGACCAGUCUUUGUGUAUAUUCCACCGAAUGGAGAACUAAGAGGUGGGGCGUGGGCUGUUGUUGACACGACAAUCAAUUCGAGGUAUAUGGAAAUGUUUGCUGACCCAACGAGCAGAGCUGGUGUACUGGAACCCGAAGGAAUUGUCGAAAUUAAAUUCAAGAAGAAGGAUAUUAUCAAGGCAAUCUAUAGGAAUGAUGCUGUUGCACAGGGAUUGAAGGAGAAGUUGACGAAUGCGGCACUUACAGGGGAGGAGAAGGUUCAGGUUGAGGCAGAACUUCAGCAGAGAGAGCAGUUCCUGCUGCCGCUUUAUCACCAGGUGGCCGUUCAUUUCUCUGAUCUUCAUGAUACCCCAGAGAGAAUGCUGGAGAAGAAUACGAUUCAAGAUAUUGUGCCAUGGAAGAAGUCCAGAACGAUUCUAUACUGGAGGCUCAGACGUCGACUGCUCGAAGACGAGAUAAAACGUGAUUUGUUGUCCAUCGAGCCCACCCUCGACUAUCGACAAGUUGAUGCUAUGCUGCGAAGGUGGUUCGUAGAGGACAAGGGGACCACUGAGUCUUACCUCUGGGAUCAGGAUGAAGCUGUGGUCAACUGGCUCAUCGAGCAGGCUCAGAAUGAAAAUAGUGUUGUUACGAGAAAUAUAGAUUGUGUUAAACGUGAUGCCGUUGUCACGCAUGUCAAGGAGGCUAUUGAGACCUGUCCCGAGGUGCGAUUGGAUGCAGCUUUGGAAAUUGUGCAUCGACUUCAGCCCUCUGAACGCGCUGAAUUACUGAAGACACUGGCGCAGUUAGAGACGUCGCAGGAAGUUGAUUAAUGAAUGUUCAUAUUGGCCAGGGGAAACUAAAUGUCCACUGAGAAAAAAAAUUAUGAGAUAUAGAAAUUCUCUGAUUGAUCCAAUUAGUUCAUCGAUUGCAUCCUCAAAAGAAAAUAUUAUUGUGAGACAGAAAUAUCAAUUCCAACUAAACGAAAAUUGAAUUAUAUGAAAUUGAUUUUGUUAUAGGAUCGGACAUUUUAUUUAGUUUAUUCGAAUUUAAAAAAUAUAUGUUUUUUCGAUGGAUCGAUUUCAUAGAUUUCAAUUCUUAUUUAGUUCAAACUAUUCAAAGUUGAAUAAUAUUGUGCACAAUUGCAAUCGAUAAAUAAUCAAUUCCAAAGGAAAUUUGUUAAUACAGACAUGGAUUUGCCUGUACUGAAAAGUAGAUAAUCAAAGAAAAGAUGAGAUGACUGAUCUAAUUCUUUUUCAGUCGAAAACAUUAAAAUUAUAUCGAUAUUUUGGUCUCACAGUUUAAUGAGUGAACGAUGUGGUUCAAUUAGAAUUUUUGUUUUUUAGAAUUUUUAUUGCUAGUGAACAUUGAGAGGUUGUAGACGAAUAUUUGUAAGUGGAAAUAUGUAAUUGAAAAUCCUAGCCUCUUCCUGAGGGUAUUUUCUUGAGAGUAUAUUUGAAUAUUUUUUAGAUUUUUUAAAGUAGAGUAUAUUUCGAUGGGAUAUAUCAAAAGAAUUCUAUUUUGUUACGCAAUAUGUUCUAUUUGUAUUUUUUUAUUCAAUGUGAGACAGGCCAAAAUUUAAUGAGUGAAAAACACUUAUGAGAAAUGCGAAAAUAAAUGGUAUGACGAAAAAGGAAAUUCUGUUGAAAAUUGUAAAACUCUAUCGGUUCAUUAGACUUUUUGAAUACAUUUUUUUCUGAUAGAAAAAAUGUAGAGAUGUUGAUUUUUCUAUUUGAAUUAUUAUGUGGGAUUUACUAUUAAAAUUCUGGGACAUGACCUUUCCAAUCUUCUCUUGUUGUGAGAAUUAUACAACAUUAAUUUAAAAAUUCGGUGGAAAAAAUUGAGCCCAAGAUUUACCGUAGAAAAAUCAGAUUAUUGACCUGUGAAAUAUCGACCGAAUUAAUAAUAGACAAUGUUAUUUAAUUGAUUGAUUCUCUUCACUCGUUCAAUGAAAUUUUAUCAGAAAGCACUAGGAUUUUCUAUUAAAUGUUUUCAUUCUUGAAUUACGACAAUGCUCAGGGAUUUUUAUGCAGAAAAUGUCACCAGACUAGACGAAGAAAUAAAAAUCAAUUUAUAUGUCUGCUAGAAUUUUUUAAUAAAUGGGCUAGAUUUUUGUUGUUUUUUCCUACGAAAAUUGUACAUCAGUAGAAAAUUAUCCACAUUUAUCCUUAACAUUCCAUCUGGAUUGUUAUCUACAAUUCAAUUUCACAUCUGCACGGGUACCUGGUAUCAAUAGUUGAUAUUUUGUUAAUAAGUGACGUUUUACCUCUCCAGUUGCCUCACCCAAUUUAUUUAGACAAUUGUAAAUUUCCCAGAUUGUUUAUUAACCGUAAAUCACGUGUCAUUUUUUUGGCGUUGUGGAUAGAUACGACAUUAUUUUAAUUGAUAAAUUAAUUAGUGAUAAGAAUAAAUAAAUGAUUAAAUAGAAUUUAAUGUAAUACUAGUGCCACCGCGUUAAUAUCUGUUUGGCAUUUUUGUUUAUUUACUUUUACUUAUGAAAAUAUCUCAUGUAGGCACUAAUCGAUUAUGAAAUAAUCGAAUUUCUUCAUAAAUUAGCCAUGUGGGAGUAGUGACAAUUGUCGCUUUCAAUAUAGGAUGCAUAUUUGCUAUUGAUAUCACAAAUUACACGCAUUAGCAAAUGGUAGUUAAUAACGCGAAUGAAUGAUAAUGUAAUCAUGGAAUAAGGAUUUCUCACUGCCAUGACAAAUAAAUAGAAAAGAAUCAUUAUAUUGUUAAAAUA